AAGGCAGCCAAUAAUACCUUGCAAAUCACCAUUGAUACACUGGAUUCCGACACAUCAACGGUGGGCAACAAACGGAGUCGAAAAGACCUGAUGGAGGAGAUAGAAAAACGCAAAGCCACGAUACAAGAGUCACAAAAAGCUCUUGAAGAUGCUAAAGAGGUGUCAGAAAAGCACCUGGAAAGAAUUGAGGAGCUAGAGCAAACUUUGUUCGAGCUGAGAGGUAAGAUUGGAACAGGAAACCAUGUACCACCUGGUAUGCGGGUGUUAUGCCUCCGUGAUAAUCCAGCACAACAAUGGUCGGACCUUAGGCAGGAGAUCAUGGACCGGUUAAAGAACGAAAAUUCGGCUUUGAUAAAACGGCUGAAGGAGUUGGAGGAGAAUGGCGCAUCAAGUGAUCAGUCCACAGAAAGACGUCAAGGAGAGGAGUUGGUCCCCAGAGAGAGCUGGGAGGUUGUAAACAAAGAGAAGAAGGAGCUCGAGGAUGUAGUGAAGCAGAAAGAGAAACGGCUGCUGCGAUUGCAACAAGUUUUCACCGCUAAGAGCACCGAGUUCCGAGAAACGAUCGCUUCUAUCCUUGGACUGAAGCUCGCAUUUUAUCCAAACGGUCAGGUGCGCGUAACGUCAAUAUACGACCUUUCUGCUUCGUUUGUGUUCCAGCCAUUAUCAAAGUCUACACCUGAAGGAGAGGGCGCUCGGAUGCAGCUUGUUGCGCAAGGUGAAGGAGGCCCACAAGAUCUACCGCAAUUAAUGCGAUUCUGGGUCGAGCAGGAGCAAUGUAUACCUGGCUUUUUAGCGAGUGUAACGCUGGAAUGCUAUGACAAGUCUAAGAGGGAGAAUGGUGAUAAUCCAUAGCCACUGUCCCAUCAGCCCUUUUUUACUAUUACUUUCAUUUACGACAGCUAGCCUUAUCGAUGCUAAUACUAUGUCCACAAUACGCUACUGGUACAGUACAGCCUUUUUGCUUACUAUCACUUGAUCAAUUAGAGCACCCCCGUGAUCGACAU
Serpula lacrymans var. lacrymans S7.9 is the source of this 1004-nucleotide messenger RNA. RefSeq lists its product as uncharacterized. The coding region runs from base 91 to 852 and encodes 253 amino acids. The transcript is spliced from 3 exons. Gene Ontology annotation, cellular component: kinetochore; mitotic spindle; nuclear envelope. Gene Ontology annotation, biological process: attachment of mitotic spindle microtubules to kinetochore; mitotic spindle assembly checkpoint signaling. The record is from RefSeq and is a predicted model, not a curated record. Lineage: Eukaryota; Fungi; Basidiomycota; Agaricomycetes; Boletales; Serpulaceae.